Labeo rohita (rohu) is the source of this 2062-nucleotide messenger RNA. RefSeq names its product secretory carrier membrane protein 4 (gene scamp4). Lineage: Eukaryota; Metazoa; Chordata; Actinopteri; Cypriniformes; Cyprinidae. Gene Ontology annotation, cellular component: trans-Golgi network membrane; recycling endosome membrane. The record is from RefSeq and is a predicted model, not a curated record. Bases 161 to 856 code for a protein of 231 amino acids. The transcript is spliced from 7 exons. Gene Ontology annotation, biological process: protein transport.
GUCCGCCACGGGAUUGCCAGUAUUCAAUGCGGACUGCAGACGCGUCCCCAGCAAACUAUUUAGCGGUGCACAGCACUGAAAACCUCCGUCACUUCAGAGAAGGAAAAGUUCACUAACAACAGAAACAUAAACAAUAUUUAGUUUUUUCUCAAAAUUGAGAAUGACAGAUCGAACAAACAACUUCCCCCCUCUACCAAAGUUUAUUCCCAUAAAGCCAUGUUUUUACCAGAACGUGGAUGAGGAGAUUCCGCAACCAUACCAGCAGCUUGUGCGUCGUGUUUACAGUCUAUGGAUGUUGUACUGUAUCACACUAUGUGUUAAUGUGGUGGCUUGCAUAGCCUGGUGGGCCGGCGGGGGUGGAGCGGUCAACUUUGGCUUUGCGCUCCUCUGGCUGGUGGUUUUCAGCCCAUGUAGUUACACCUGCUGGUUCAGGCCUCUUUAUAAAGCAUUCCGGGCUGACAGUUCCUUCAACUUCAUGGCAUUCUUCUUCAUUUUCUUUCUGCAAUGUGUUCUUGUCUUCAUCCAGAGUCUUGGAUUUUCAGGUUGGGGUGCUUGUGGUUGGAUUGCCACAGUGAUGUUUUUCGGCACGAAUGUAGUCUCGGCUAUAUUCAUGCUCAUCUGUACUCUGCUCUUCACCAUAGAUACAGUUCUAAUGGUGUUCAUUCUCAUCAAGGUUCAUCGACUGUAUCGCGGUGGAGGAGGCAGUUUUCAGCGAGCGCAGGAAGAAUGGAGCACGGGCGUGUGGAAGAGCGCCCCUGUGAGAGAAGCCGGAUUUAACGCAAUCUCCGAAACCGGGCCCAGCCUGCCCCAGUAUCCAGCCGCUGUGCCCAAUUACCCCGUGAGCGGACCCUGGUGAUGCCUUUUCUGAACUACAGAUGGAGCCAGAGCACCACUGGUUGUCUUAACAUUAAAGGGGCAGUUUGCAGCGGGAUGUUCCCACAUCUCGGACUUGUGAAUAGUUACUUUGAUUUUUGUUUUUUAAAGCUCUAAUGGUAAAUCACUCCCUAAAGAAUGUAUAUAAACCAAAUUAGUUGUUUUGAGUCAAAAAGAAUAGAUUUUUUGAAUGUGAAUGACGAUCGAAAAUCAAACUAUGUUUCUGGGUGCAAAUUCCGACCCAGCAAACUGCUCCUUUAAAGACCGUCUCAACACACACUACUCGCAAACUGACAGGAAAAUGGUGGACCAUUAGUAUAAAAAUAGCAAAAAAGGACACUAUGUUGAUGAAUUCAUCUCAGUUCAUUUGAGCCUUAAUUUUUCUUAGCAUUCCAUUGACUUGUUUCAGAAUGAAAUCAGUUGCAUAUCAAAAUCAAUGAAUCGUGUUUCGCAUACAAUCACAUUACCGUUUUAGGGAAGGUGAUUUUUAGGAGGAAAACGCAUGUUUCGUCAAAGUCAUGGCAGCUUUUCGAUUUACCUCGCAAAACCCGGUCUGACAUUUCUAGUUCAGUGCUUCUGCGAUUCAUUUCAAACUUCAGUUCAUUGUUUCGCUUUUAAGAUUUCCAAGCAUGUCUUUGUAAACGGUAUGAUUUGCAUAUGACACACCCUUUUAUACACUGCAGCAAUGCAUUGCAGAUUUUUUAAGAUCUAUGACUGAGAAUGUUUCUUGCAAACACAUUGUGUGCCUGCUCUUUUCUGUUUCUUCGAAAAUGAAGACCGCCUUAAAUCUUCAUGCAAAUGAAGCAUGUAUAAACCAGUAGCUUUCAAGUUUCCCUCAAGUGCUGCAUCUCUUCAUCCUAUGCUAUUUUUAAUACUGGCUUCUAAAUAUGUAUUGCUUUGCAUUUAUUCCUUGUUUCAUUUCAGUAAUCAUCAUGCUUCGUAUGGAAGCAUUGUGUUUACAAAAGUGAGGCGCUCAUUAUAAAAAUGUGACUUGAUCUUUAGUACUUUUCGUUUAAGAUCUCCCUCCACCGAGCCAAAGGAGGCUGAUUUUGAAACGUUUUAUGACUGACCUCGUGUAGCCAAAGUAUUUAACAAUCCUGUAUCUAUAAUGUGACCAGAAUGGCUCUCUUCCUACCUUUAUUUCAAUAAAAACAUUCCUUUUCAGACUAAAGCUGCUUUUAUUGUAGUC